This is a messenger RNA of Plasmodium gonderi, 1449 nucleotides long. RefSeq lists its product as hypothetical. Bases 1 to 1449 code for a protein of 482 amino acids. The record is from RefSeq and is a predicted model, not a curated record. The transcript has a single exon. Lineage: Eukaryota; Apicomplexa; Aconoidasida; Haemosporida; Plasmodiidae.
AUGAAUGAGUACUACAAAAAGGAAAAGUCUACUCGGGAAGAGCAGAAUGAAAGAAUGAGCAAAGAACAAAAUAAUAAAGAAGACAAUUAUGUUUUUAUUGAUGAAAAGUAUAAAGAAUAUUUUGAAAACAUAAGUGACAUAUUUGAAGAAAAGGUUGAAUAUAUAUUGAAGAAACAUUUUAAAAAGAACGAUCCAACGAAUAAAAAUAAAUUAUUAUGUUUAAACGUCUGUGUUUUGUGGAGAAAAAGAUUUUUAUUUUUGCUGAGUAGAAGCUUAAAUGAGUAUGAGGCCUAUAAGAAAAAACAUGAGUUGAAGAAUGAUGCCAAAGGAAAUAAUAAUGAUAAUUUGAUGCUUUCAGAAGAAAAAAAGAAAAAAUUCAAUUGUGAGGAAUUGAUAGAUUGUACAGGUGUUGAUGAAAAUGCAACAGUAGUAGCAGCCGCAGGAGGAGGAAAACUGUGCGAUUCUGAAAAUGGUAAAGGCGAACAUGAUGAAGUUAGAAAAGAAAAGGAAGAAAAAAAGACUCAAUGGAACGAGAAAGAUUUAAAAAGUUUUAUCAAGAAUGUGAAAAUUAUAGACAAUCAGAAUAUCGAAGUUAUUUAUGACAGCAAUGAUAUGAUUGACGAUGGCAGACCUUGUGCUGAACUGACAACAGAUGAAAUUUACUACCUGUUAGUAGAAUCUAAAAAAAGUGAAAACGAUUUUAAGAAGAAGAUUUUUACAUUCCUUAAAUAUCUUCCAUUGUUUAUCAGAUGUAUUGAAAAUAAAAGUUUGAUCGAAAAAGCAAUUUUAGAAAAAAAAUUACUUUUAAAAGAUUCACAUGAUAGCCAAAAUGAGGUAUUAAAUCCGGAUAAUGUACAUGCAAAUAUGAACACAAAGGAUAAUAUAUCCCUCAUGGAGAUACAAAACAAGUUAGAUGCAAUCGUACAUUUUAAUUGUAACUUAUCUGAAAAUUUAGAAACUGUAUUUAAAAAUGGAGUAGGGAUCAUGGACAUGCAAAAUGGUAUAAAAUUUGCAACAAAUGAGUUCCAAUCGCAUAGUGGAGAAACAUAUACACAAGCAGAAAAUUCGAAACAAAUGCCAAAUCAAGAGGAAGAAAAUGUAGAUAAUCAAGAAUGUUAUCAUCAAUACAGCACAUUUAGCAACAAUGUCGAUGUAUCAAAAAAUUUAAUCAAAAAAAAUAACAAUUCUCUUAUUCUUCCUUUAUCCAAAAUUAACGAUUUGUCUCUUAUAAAUAAUAUCAACACAAAAUCUAACAACGACAAGAAUGAUGAAAAUAUUGAAAACGAGGCUGAUUUUUAUAUAUACAAAAAUAAUAUGGACAAGUUGAAUAUUUAUGGAAUGGAUUUACUUAUCAAUUUAAACAACAAGUUAAUAUAUAAAAUAAAUCACAUAUACAGUCUCAUUCGGUUUUAUACUAUGUUAGCCAAGGAUGUAUUUAACGAUGCAUAG